UGGACCUGCUAGCAGGAGGGAAAUCAUUGUCUGAAAGUCGGCGUCUGAUUUUUCAGUGAAAAUUCGAACCAAGUUUCUUCAGAGAGAUUCUAAAAUGGCUCGAGUGUUAGUGUUGCUCUCUGUGGUGUUGGUGAGUUUGUUCUUUAGCCAAGGCGCGACAUUCGAGAACCAGAGGCUCUUCAACAACGCCGUCAUCCGUGUGCAACACCUUCAUCAGCUGGCUGCCAAGAUGAUGGAUGACUUUGAGGAAGCUCUGUUACCUGAUGAACGCAAACAGCUCAGCAAGAUCUUCCCCCUGAGUUUCUGCAACUCGGACUCCAUCGAAGCUCCGGCAGGCAAAGACGAGACCCAGAAAAGCUCUGUGCUGAAGCUACUGCACACUUCCUACCGUCUGAUCGAGUCAUGGGAGUUCCCCAGCAAGAACCUCGGCAACCCUAACCAUAUCUCUGAGAAGCUGGCUGACCUGAAGAUGGGCAUCGGCGUGCUUAUCGAGGGAUGUCUGGACGGACAGACCAGCAUGGACGAGAACGACGCUCUGGCUCCGCCAUUCGAGGAUUUCUACCAGACCUUGAGCGAGGGAAACCUGAGGAAGAGCUUCCGUCUGCUGUCCUGCUUCAAGAAGGACAUGCACAAGGUGGAGACCUAUCUAAGCGUGGCCAAGUGCAGGAGAUCCCUGGAUUCCAACUGCACUUUGUAGAAUGAGAGAGAGAGAGAGAGAGAGAGAGAGAGAGAGAGAGAGAGAGAGAGAUUGAUUGAUUGACUAGUCACAGUCUGGGAUCUCUCCAGGCAUGACUAUCAUCUUUCUUUCUUUCUUUCUUUCCUUUUGUUUCUUUGGGUUUAAUUUCUGUCUUUAUGUAUUUAUUCUCCUCCAUUCACCUGUUUAACAGAUUUCUCCAUCUCAGCAACCUUAAGGAUGUAACAUAUGGGACCAGUUUCACGAUGGUGCUAUGCAAAUUCAGCUUUAUAUCAAAUAACGAAUAAGAAAAUGGAUUAAACGUAAUUAAUUUAGAAAUGGACGAGGACGCUCCUGGCUAAUGAAUGUAAAAUAUUCAGAGGGUAUAUUUUCCUAUCAAAGUCUAUACUCUUCUAAUUUUAAUUAUGGCCUAUUUCUGUGUGAAGCUUUGACUGUCUCUGUGUGAAAAUCUCUCUCAUUGCUUUUUUGUGGAUUUCCAAUAAACCUAAUCCCUGCAUUAUGAUCUGA
Molecule: messenger RNA, 1201 nt
Organism: Tachysurus fulvidraco (yellow catfish)
Lineage: Eukaryota; Metazoa; Chordata; Actinopteri; Siluriformes; Bagridae
Gene: gh1
Product: growth hormone 1
Exons: 5
Coding region: 95-697 (200 amino acids)
Biological process (GO): response to nutrient levels; animal organ development; positive regulation of receptor signaling pathway via JAK-STAT
Cellular component (GO): extracellular region
Molecular function (GO): growth hormone activity; growth hormone receptor binding
Source: RefSeq, a predicted model, not a curated record